Ostrinia furnacalis (Asian corn borer) is the source of this 2065-nucleotide messenger RNA. Its product is annotated as putative glycerol kinase 5. Gene Ontology annotation, cellular component: mitochondrion. Gene Ontology annotation, molecular function: phosphotransferase activity, alcohol group as acceptor; kinase activity. The record is from RefSeq and is a predicted model, not a curated record. Lineage: Eukaryota; Metazoa; Arthropoda; Insecta; Lepidoptera; Crambidae. The transcript is spliced from 11 exons. Gene Ontology annotation, biological process: phosphorylation; glycerol-3-phosphate biosynthetic process; triglyceride metabolic process.
UGUGAGACAGAUAACAGAUGAUUUGAUAACUCAAGAAAACUUGUCGUGUACAAAAAAUUACAAAUCAAAAUAAAUAAAUAAGCUCAUAAAUGCAAUUUCUAUGGAUAAGUGAAGUAUUAACCUAGAUCGUUUGAUAAAGUAAACACACAGCUUGGAAUUAUGGAAGAAAAGUAUAUAUUGACUCUUGAUAUUGGCACGACUACAAUUCGCUCUUUUAUUUAUAAUUCUAGAGCUGAAGUAGUUGGUAAAGCAACUGACCAGGUGAUACUUCACUAUCCACAGCCAGGUUUUGUUGAAAUAGAUCCUGACGAAUUGUGGUCUGCAGUUGUUAGUGUAGUGAAAAAAUCCCUGCAAGAUGCAAGUCUCUCGGCGGGGCAGAUGUCUGCUAUGGGUAUUUCGACCCAGCGGAGUACGUUCAUCACCUGGUCCCGAACUAGUGGGAAGCCGUUCCAUAGAUUUAUCACGUGGAAAGAUAUGAGAGCGGACAGAUUAGUUCGGCAAUAGAAUGAUUCCUAUACUUGGAAGCUCAUCAAAGCUGGUGCAUACGCUUUAUAUCUAGUGACAAGAAGUAAAAGAUUCAGAGCUGGAAGUGCUCUGAGAUUUAUGAAUUCUCAGACUACGUUAAGACUGCACUGGGCCGUGAACAACGUACCAGAGUUAAAGACGGCCAUAGAUGAAGGAGACGCUAUGUUUGGGACACUGGACUGUUGGCUAUUGUAUAAACUAACAGGUAACAAAAUCCACAUGACGGACGUAUCAUCGGCAUCAGCUACUGGCUUCUACGACCCUUUCACGAUGCAAUGGGCCGGUUGGGCCAUGACGCUGUUCAAAAUACCAGAAGAAGCGCUGCCUAUGGUGGUAGACACCGCUGGUGAUCACUUCAUCAGCACUUCUCCUGCUAUAUGGGGCCACCCGAUACCCAUACGGAGCUCGAUGGCAGACCAGACAGCGUCAAUGUGGGGCUCGUGUUGCUUCGAAGUUGGUGACGUCAAACUGACCAUGGGAACGGGAACAUUCUUCGACAUCAAUACGGGGUUGCAUCCCCAUGCUAGUGUAUCUGGCCUGUACCCCGUAGUGGGAUGGCAGAUAGGCAAGGAGCUGGUGUACUCGGCUGAAGGAGCCAACAGCGAUACCGCGUCGAUCAUCAAGUGGGCGCAGGCUUUAGGUUUAUUCGAAAAUCCAGAAGAUACGGCGGCAAUUGCUCAAUCAGUUCCAGAUUCAGAUGGAGUUUACUUCAUUCCAGCUUUCAGCGGUUUGGGCCCCCCAUAUAACGACGGGACCGCCGCGUCAGGUUUCGUAGGCAUGAAGCCCUCGACCACUCGAGCGCACCUGGUGCGAGCGGUGCUAGAAUCGCUCGCGUUUCGCACCGCGCAGCUUUAUGACUGCGUGCGCAAUGAAACUGACUUCGAUUUUCAUAGUAUAAGACUGGACGGAGGCGUGUCUAACAACGACUUCGUGGCUCAAUUAGUGGCUGACCUGACCGGACUGAGGGUGGAGAGGCCAGUCAAUGUGGAGAUGUCUUCGCUAGGAUGCGCUCACAUUGUCGGGCUACAGUUAGGUAUCUGGAAAUCCAAAGAAGAGCUCAUAACCCUCAGAAAGGUAGGUUCGGUCAUGAAACCUCGCCGCGAAUCCCGCCGAAACUACCAGGCGCACAUAGCUCGCUGGGAGGACGCCGCUCGCCGAAUGUGCGGUUGGUACUCUCGCAAACCUUCCCUCCCCGAUGACGUCACACCUUCCAGUAAGGGUGGGAACAGAAGAAACGGCCGAGCGUCAAAAUAGCAAUGGCUUUUCUGCGCGAUCGUGGUGACUAUCGCGUGCCUACCGGUAUACAGGUGAUAUAAGCUGCGUAGGGGCGCACGGGUGUGCCCCCACCUUUAUAAUUGGUUGAUCGGUUAAAACUUUAAGUCGGUUGCGGAUGUUUGCAGGAAUUCUGAUUUUGUUUUUUCUUGGUUGGCAACACUGAGUUGUUGUAAUGAGGGCUAUCGUUGUAGCGCUCACCAGUUAGCGCCACUGUAGAGAGUAAGGUCCUGUCACUUGCUAGUCGCGAAGACAGUGGCACCAACUU